This is a messenger RNA of Salvia splendens (bonfire salvia), 2965 nucleotides long. RefSeq names its product receptor-like protein 43. NCBI's taxonomy places the organism in Eukaryota, Viridiplantae, Streptophyta, Magnoliopsida, Lamiales, Lamiaceae. Bases 65 to 2827 code for a protein of 920 amino acids. Gene Ontology annotation, molecular function: protein binding. The transcript has 8 exons. The record is from RefSeq and is a predicted model, not a curated record.
CCCUCUUUCUUUAACAACUUCAUCGUCAUUAACAAAUCUAAAAAUCCAAUUUACUACCACUUUCAUGGAUACCUCUUUCUUACUUCCUUUUUCACUCAUGCUUUUGAUUACAUUAAGCAUCUUCUUCACCCUUACCUCAUCUGCAACGUUAACUACUGAUCAAGAUGCCCUUCUUGCUUUCAAAAAUGCCAUCACUGUCGACACAAAUGGCCUCUUGAGAAACAGCUGGCUCACCAACACUUCCAUAUGUGACUGGAACGGCGUCUCAUGUGGUAUCAAACACCACAGGGUGACAGCUCUCAACCUCUCGAACUUUGCCCUCCAUGGAAAGCUCACUCGACAUCUGGGAAACCUAACGUUUCUCCAGACCUUGGAUGUCAGCUCCAACAAUUUCAUAGGUGCCUUACCCGCGGAGUUGUCUAAACUACGCCGUUUGAAGCAAGUAAACGCGACAUCUAACAACCUCAGUGGAGAAAUACCGAGAGGUAUCCUCACAAACAUGUCUUUGUUGGAAGACAUUGAUCUGAUGUAUAACAAGCUAUCAGGCGAGCUCCCAAGUGAUAUAUGCAAUAAUACUCCGAAACUGAAGAGAUUAUUUCUCGGUGUCAAUCAAAUAUAUGGAAAUAUUCCAAGGAAUAUAUAUAAGUGCAGUAAGAUGGAGGAGUUGGGGUUGUCGAGGAAUAUGUUCAAUGGAAACAUACCAACCCAAGUUGGGAAUCUUAGUAUGCUUACGUUUUUAGCAUUAUCUUAUAACGGUCUCCAAGGAAAUACUCCGUCUUCUAUUUUCAACGUUUCACGGUUGGAAUUCAUAUAUCUCCGUGGCAAUAAACUGUAUGGAAGAAUACCAACGAACUUGGACAGUUUACUCAACCUCCAAGGGUUAUAUCUUAGCGGGAACAACUUAACAGGCGAGAUACCGAAGGGGAUUGGACAUCUUAGCUGUUUGACUCAUCUCGAUCUUGCUGUCAAUAGCUUGACAGGUGCCAUACCGAAGGAGAUUGGACAUCUUACAUCGUUAACAUUUCUGGCCCUAUAUUCUAAUGGCUUGACAGGAAAUAUUCCGUCUUCUAUCUUCAACGUUUCCUCGUUGGAAUCCAUAUACCUCUAUGACAAUUCUAUAUCUGGAAGUAUACCCACGAUUGUGGACAAUUUACCAAACCUCCUAGGACUGGAUCUUUUCAAGAAUAACUUAACAGGCGAGAUACCGAAGGGGAUUGAACAUCUUACCUCCUUGACUUCUCUCAAUCUUCGUCGCAAUAGCUUGACAGGUUCCAUACCCAACCAAGUUUGUAACCUCACUUCACUGAGAGAACUACGUUUGGGAGACAAUAAGUUCAAAGGAGAAAUUCCAACCUGUGUCACCAAUGCUUCUCAGCUUACUUAUAUUGACUUGAGCAGCAAUUCAUUCACUGGCCCCAUCCCCGACUUCGGUAACCUAAGACAGCUGCAAUUCCUUUAUCUAAGUGACAAUAAUUUGACUGGGAUUGAAUCGCCAAAUCAAGAAUUGGAGUUUCUCUCUGGUUUAGUAAACUGCCGAGAAUUAGUUAGGUUGGAUAUUAGUAACAAUCCGAUGAUGAAUGGUAUCCUUCCGGCUUCCGUUGGGAACUUGUCUACUUCUCUUUCCAGCUUUACAGCAUCUAACUGCAGCAUCAGAGGCAUAAUUCCUCCUGAAUUUGGAAAUUUGAGGAUGUUGGAAGUUUUGGAUUUAUCCAAGAAUCAACUCAAAGGAUUCAUCCCAACUACAUUUUCAAAGGGUUGUAGGCUUCUGUCACUCGGCUUGAAUGGUAAUAAGUUGGAAGGAGCGUUACCCCGAUCCCUCUCCAAUUGUCGAAGUCUGCAGGUUCUUCAUAUUGGAAACAACAGAAUACAAGACACCUUUCCGGUUUGGACUGGAAAUCUCACUGAUCUUGGCGUCCUCAUAUUGAGAUCCAACAACUUUAGUGGUACCAUUCCUUCUCUCACUUCCAAUACUUCUCUUCCAUUCCCCAAGUUGCAAGUUUUCGAUAUAUCUCAUAAUGCAUUCAUUGGCUAUCUGCCCCAAGAAUAUCUGAGGAAUUUCAAAGGGAUGAUAGAUGUACAAGAGAAUCAUCGAGGAGAAUACGGGUUUCCGUUUCCGUUUCCGAUUCCGUUUCGGAUUCCGUUUCCGUUUCCGUUUCCGUUUCCCAUUCCCAUCGCUUAUGAAUAUUCGUUUACAUUAACAGUGAAAGGUUCAGAUCAAGAAUAUAAGAGAAUUUUGAUAGCCUUGACAGCAAUUGACAUGUCAUCCAACAGAUUCUCAGGCACUAUACCAAAUUCCAUAGGAAAAUUGAAUUCAUUGAUAUACUUGAAUCUAUCUCACAAUUGCCUCACAGGAGGUAUACCUGCAUCUCUUGGAAACAUUACGAAACUCGAGUCGCUGGACUUGUCUUCAAACCGGUUGGAAGGUGAAAUUCCAACAGAGCUUACAAAGCUCACAUUUCUUUCUAAGGUGAACUUUUCUUUGAAUAAUCUUUCAGGAAAGAUACCUCAAUCCAGUGGCCAGUUUCCCACAUUUGACAAUACAUCAUAUGUUGGGAAUUCUGGACUAUGUGGAUUUCCAUUAACACGAAAAUGCGAAGAGCCUUCGCCUCCAGUGAUGAUGGGAGAAGGUGAUCAAGAUUAUGGUAUUCUAGAGGGAUUCUGUUGGCAGGCUGUUGUUUCUGGUUAUGGAUGUGGAUUUGUAAUUGGUGGUAUUGUGGGUUGUCUGAUUUUUGGGUAUGGAAGGCCUAAAUGGUUGUUGGAAUGGAUCUACAGAUUUUACAGGAUAAAGAUGAGAAGAAAUGUGGCACCACAAAGAAGAAGAAGAUAAGAAGGUUGAACAUUUGAUGUUGAAUGUUGAAUAAUGAGCAUUGUUGUUUUCUCACGUUUGUUUGCAUCUUAUGUUGAACUUUCUACUCUCCUUUGCAAUUACACUUGUUUAGCAUUCAUGUGUUUUGGGCUUUUCGAA